UCAUGUAGUUAGUGUGUUCUCCAUUCCAUUCCACUCCACAUAUAUACAUAUACAUACAUAUAUAUAUAAGAUUUGAAUCAUCAAUAAUUGAUCAGAUGGGUCGCCCUACAGGCGAGCUGAUGACGAAAGGGCGACUCCAUCUCCAAAUCCAUCCAACAAUUACGACCACUUUCUCUUCCUCCUCUUCCUUCUACUCCGGUUCGGGUUUUGCAGGUUCAAGAUCGCUGAAAACCCUACUAGUAUUCCCGAGCAUAAGUCGUCUUGUUCGCCCCGCCAAAUCGCUUCUCCUGAAGCUACUGGUAAGUAUGAGAGACGACACUGCGCAUUACUUCCCCAAAUUGCAACUCAUCUUCCGGAAGCUGAGGUUAAGGAUGAUCAUAAUGAAGACGAUGAAAAUUAUCAGCCAUACCAAGCAGAAGAAGGAGAAGAAGAACAACCCCAAGAAAGUCGCCUUUUUUGGAUCUUUCAGGCUGCACUACAACUGGUGCAACUCAUCCAAUUCUCAUGUCAUGCCUCUUGGACUUGCUGAGGACAAUGUUGUGAAGAUCGACGACAACCAUGGUGAUGAAGAUGAUGAGCUGGCACUGUCACUGUCAAGGUACCUGGAAUGGCUGGAGGAGAAUAAGAAUAACAACAAGAACAAGGAUGAUGAUGAAGUAGAUGAUGAGACUGAGUGCUGUAAUGAUCAUGAGAUUGAUAAGCUUGCAGAUUUGUUCAUUGCCAAUUGCCAUGAGAAGUUUAGGUUGGAGAAACAAGAGUCUUACAGGAGGUUUCUAGAGUCGUCCGUCGAUCAUCUAAUUAAUUAACUGUAUCACUCACAUUCACAUAUGAUCGAUCAUUAAUUAAUUAAUUAAUUAA
Molecule: messenger RNA, 858 nt
Organism: Andrographis paniculata
Lineage: Eukaryota; Viridiplantae; Streptophyta; Magnoliopsida; Lamiales; Acanthaceae
Exons: 1
Coding region: 96-806 (236 amino acids)
Source: RefSeq, a predicted model, not a curated record